AUGGGAGAGUCAUCUGCCCCAAUUGAUCUGAAGUUACUUAAGCGGUUGGACCGUUUCGAUGAGUUCAUCCGCAAGAGCCAAGGGUUAAGCAAACAAGGGGUGUUAGAUUACGAUGAUCUGUGCCUGUUUCCAAACGUACAACUGCCGGUGGGGUUCAAGACCCCGAAGUUCAACAAAUAUGAUGGUACGGGCAAUCCGAAAACACACUUGCGUUUGUUCGCUAACAAGUUGGGUAGACCAGUGGAUGAUGAGAACUUGCCGUUAAGGUUAUUCCCGGAGAGUUUAGAAGGCGAUGCCCUUGAUUGGUAUUCGAAUUUAAAGCUGGAGGAGGUGAAAACCUGGCUCGAUCUGUCCAAUGCUUUUAUCAGACAGUAUGAGUAUAACUGUGAAUUGGCACCGACCCGGACUACUUUGGAGGGCACAAAGAGGCGACCAUCUGAGGAUCACAAGACAUACGCCAAAAGAUGGAGGAAGUUAAAGGCCGCCGGGAAAAUUGGUACAGUACCCCCUCCUACUUACCCAUAUGACAUGCCCGCGUGGUAUAAUCCACAAGUUGUCUGCGCUUAUCAUUCUGGGGCCCCCGGACAUGCCACCUUUGAUUGCAGGGCGCUUAAGCAUAAAAUCCAAGAUAUGGUUGAAGCCGGGGAGAUUUAUGUGGAACCAGUCAGAGAAUUGGCAAGGGAAACUGAAGUGUUUGGGGUCACAGACCAACCCUUUGUCAUAGAAUUGCCACUUGAAGAGGACGAAAAGCCCUUUAUUUUGGAUCUCACGCCAGCCGAGAGGGAGGCUUUGGAGCCCGUAGUCAUUGAAUUCCCGAAGCAAGAGCCUGUUUUAAGUCUGCAACAAGUGCCAUGGAAUUAUGAUGAACCUGACGUGCAGAUUGGGGAAAAGUCAAUUGCAAAGAAGGAAGUGUCAGUGGUUACCAGAUCGGGGAAGAUUGCAAGUCCAUUUGAAGCUGCCAUUCCGAUUCGAGCAAAUAACUCCGAGCCGCCUGUUAAACCAACAAUCACUGAGAAAGAAGCCUUGGAUUUCCUUAAAAGGCUUCAGAGAAGUGAGUACAAUGUAGUUGAGAAGCUGAGCAAGUCGCCUGCUCAGAUAUCCAUGUUGGACCUGCUCUUUUCAUCAGAUAUGCAUAGGGACGCGCUGAUCGAAGUAUUGACUAAAGCUCAAAUCCCUAGGGACAUUUCUGUUGAUAAUUUCUCACAUGUAGUUGGAAGUGUGUUAUUCACCAAACAAAUUACUUUUUCUGACGAUGAAUUGCCGGUGGAGGAGCCAAUAGGAGAAGUGGACUUAGUCGUCGAGAUAGGGCCCGCCCAGUUUCAAAUAGCCUGCCAAGUCAUGCACUUUCCUAGUGUUUACAACAUUUUGCUUGGAAGGCCGUGGAUUCAUAAGUCUGGAGCUGUGCCGUCUUCAUUGCAUCAGUUGCUGAAGUUUGUAGUAAAUGACAAGCUGAUAACUAUAUUUGCCGAAGAAGAUUGCCUUGUAAUCACCGAUUCUGGGUCAAAAGAGGAUGGAAGCCGCGAUGUCACCAUGACUCCUCAUAGCACGGCUGACAUCGUCUCUGUAAGUUGGAUCACAAACGAGGAGCGAGCUUUACCAAAGGCCGGUGUCAUGAUGGCCAAAGAAAUGAUCCGUGGAGGCUAUGAAUUUGACAAAGGGCUGGGACGAGAUUUGCAAGGAAUUCUGAAGCCAGUGGAGAUUGUGGAGAAAAAGGAUUCGUUUGGUUUGGGUUUCCGACCGACUGCUAAGGACAUCAGAGAGAUGAAGGAGCGCAAGAAAGCGGAGAAAGAAGGAAGGCAAAGGGAUGUAUUUGCGUGGUCCUAUGAUGAUAUGACUGGUAUUUCAACUGACGUGGUAGUGCACAGGUUACCCACAGACCCUUCUUUUCCACCCGUAAAGCAAAAACCUCGAAAAUUCAAACCAGAUAUGAGCCUCAAAAUAAAAGAACAAAUUGAAAAACAACUCAAAAGCAACAUUAUCAUUGUUUCCCAUUACCCAAUUUGGCUUUCAAACCCAGUCCCUGUUCCAAAAAAGAGUGGAGAGGUGAGAGUUUGCGUUGACUAUAGAGACCUUAAUAAAGCCAGUCCUAAAGAUGAUUUCCCUCUACCAAAUAUUCACAUUCUCUUAGACAAUACUGCCGGACAUGAGAUUGAAUCCUUUUGCGAUUGUUUUGCUGGCUACCACCAAAUUUUGAUGGCAGAAGAGGAUAGGGAGAAGACUGCUUUCAUUACCCCUUGGGGUACCUUUUGCUACCGAGUCAUGCCUUUCGGUUUAAAGAAUGCUGGAGCAACGUAUCAGAGGACCAUGACAACCCUAUUUCAUGAUAUGAUCCACCGGGAGAUGGAGGUCUACGUGGAUGACAUCAUAAUCAAGUCUAAAAGGACGGAGGACCACUUGGAUGAUUUGAGAAAGCUAUUUGAAAGGCUGCGAAAAUACAAUUUGAAGUUAAAUCCUGCGAAAUGCGCCUUUGGGGCACCAGCUGGUAAAUUGUUGGGUUUCAUCGUGAGCAAGAGAGGCAUAGAGAUAGAUCCAGCAAAAAUCAAAGCGAUUCGAGAUAUGCCAGUGCCAAAGACUCAGAAAGACGUGAAAAGCUUCUUAGGAAAGAUCAACUUUAUUGGGAGGUUCAUUGCCCAAUUAACGGCCACAUGUGAGCCGUUGUUCAAAUUAUUAAGAAAGAAUGUGCCGUUGUACUGGAAUGAGGAGUGUCAACAGGCUUUCGACAAGAUUAAAGAUUAUUUGCUGCAGCCUCCGGUCCUGGUGCCACCCAAACCGGGCCGACCGCUGAUCAUGUACUUAUCUGUGCUCGACGGAGCCGUAGGUUGCGUUCUCGGGCAACACGAUGACUCUGGAAGGAAAGAACAGGCCAUUUACUAUCUAAGCAAGAAGUUCACGCAGUACGAGGCUAAUUAUUCAUUCAUUGAGAAAAGCUGCUGUGCAUUGGCCUGGGCAGCCCAGAAGUUGAGACACUAUCUGUUAAGCCAUACUACUUAUCUUAUUUCCCGAUCUGAUCCUUUGAAGUAUCUCCUAGAAAAGCCGAUGCUAACUGGACGUCUAGCUAAGUGGCAGAUAGUCCUCUCAGAGUUCGAUAUUGUUUUCACUUCUCAGAAGGCCGUCAAGGGGCAAGCUAUAGCUGAUCAUUUGGCAGAAAAUCCGAGGGAUGAUGACUAUCAACCACUUCACACCUAUUUCCCUGAUGAAAAGAUUUUAUUUGUAGGCGCCACGGACGAUAUAAGUGAACAAAGUCCUGAAUGGAGGCUUUUCUUCGAUGCCAAAUUGCAAUUUGCUUGUACCAACAACAUGGCUGAAUAUGAAGCCUGCAUUUUUGGUCUCAAAAUGGCUUUAGAAAUGGAGAUCAAGGAGUUGGUAGUUUUCAGUGACUCAGACUUACUCGUGCACCAAACCUUGAAGCAGUGGAUAACCAAAGAUUCAAAAAUUCUGCCCUACCAUUGUAGUUUGCUCACUCUGGCCAAGCAAUUUCAAAAUUUGGAGUUCAGACAUCUCCCGCGAGCCCGAAACGCAUUUGUCGAUGCUUUGGCCACUUUAGCUUCUAUGAUUCAGUAUCCAGAUGAGUUGAAGAUCGAACCGAUCCAGAUUCAAUUUCAAGACAAACCUGCCCACUGUUGGGCUGUAGACAAGUCUUCUGACAGUGUUCCUUGGUUCAAUGAUAUUAAAGAGUUUCUCAAAACUGGGUCCUACCCUCAGCAUGCUGGUACAAAAAACAAGAGUUUUCUGCGUAGAAUGGCUUCAAAAUUUUUCUUAAAUGGAGAAGUGUUGUACAAAAGAACCUCGGAUUUGAACCUUUUAAGGUGCAUUGAUGAAGAUGAAGCUCAAUAUAUGAUGAAGGAAGUGCAUAGUGGCGUUUGUGGACCUCACAUGAAUGGCCAUUUGCUAGCGAAGAAAAUCAUGAGAACCGGAUACUUCUGGCUUACUAUGGACAUGACCGCCCCGUGGCCCUGUUCAAUGUGGGGUAUGGACGUGAUUGGUACAAUCGAUCCUCCUGCUUCAAAUGGACAUCGAUUUAUAUUGGUGGCAAUCGAGUACUUUACCAAGUGGGUUGAAGCGGAGUCAUUCAAACAUGUGACGAAGAAGGUAGUUGCCAAUUUCUUGAGAGAUCACAUCAUCUGUCGCUUUGGGGUACCCGAAACGCUUAUCACGGACAAUGCCAAGAAUCUGAACAAUGACAUGGUAGAUGGACUAUGUGAGCAGUUCAAAAUCAAACACCGCAAUUCUGCCAUUUAUAGGCCUCAGAUGAAUGGAGCUGUAGAAGCCGCGAACAAGAAUUUGAAAAAGAUACUCAUGUAUGGAAUGGAAGCUGUAUUACCAGCCGAAGUUGAAAUUCCUUCGUUGCGAAUCCUCAUGGAAGCUAAGUUGGAGGAGGCUGACUGGAUAAAGCAGCGCCAUGAACAAUUGACGUCGAUCGAUGAAAGGCGAUUCAAUGCUAUUUGUCAUGGUCAGUGUUAUCAGAAACGGGUGGCCCGAGCUUACAACAAAAAGGUCCAUCGGCGGGCAUUUGAAGAAGGUGAUAAGGUGCUGAAGCGAAUUUUGUCGAUGCAAGAUGAAGCUAAAGGCAAAUUUGCUCCGAAUUGGCAAGGGCCGUUCAUUGUCCAAAAGGUAUUACCUGGCGGAGCCCUUAUUCUAGCAGAAAUGGAUGGACGGGCAUUCCCUCAACCCAUCAACUCAGAUAUGUGCAAAAAGUUUUUCAUUUGA
Coffea eugenioides is the source of this 4707-nucleotide messenger RNA. RefSeq lists its product as uncharacterized. The record is from RefSeq and is a predicted model, not a curated record. The transcript has 8 exons. Gene Ontology annotation, biological process: DNA integration. The coding region runs from base 1 to 4707 and encodes 1568 amino acids. Gene Ontology annotation, molecular function: nucleic acid binding; RNA-DNA hybrid ribonuclease activity. NCBI's taxonomy places the organism in Eukaryota, Viridiplantae, Streptophyta, Magnoliopsida, Gentianales, Rubiaceae.